AUUGCUUGGAGAGAGAGAGAGAGAGAGAGAGAGAGAGAGAGAGAGAGUGUUUGUGUUUCAGUGUCGUGAGAUUUGUGUUUAUGUGAUGCAUUGGAUCCUUCGCCGAAGUGGGUAUGAAAUAUGAAUACCUCCCCACCUUCUCUCUCUCUCUCUCCUCUACCCACAACCAUAGAAAAGCUAAAAUCCAAACGAGCCACUAAACAAAUCCAAAAGAUGGUGGGUUGAUGAUUAUAUUCUUGACGUACCAAUUCUAUAACCACCAUCUUUUUUUUUUCCCCUCCCACAUCUCACUUCCCAAGCUUUUCGAGUACUUCUUGUUCUUUAUUCCCCCCAUUGUUUCGGCCGAUCUUAAUUAUUCCACUUCUCUCUCUACAUGUACCCGGAAUUCAAUUCACUUCCUUUCUCUGUUCAUGGGUAUAUCUGAUUGCCUGCUGUUUUCCUCCAAGAAUUUGGUUCCAAUGGAUUCCAAUUCCUCGUCGAAACCCACGUCGGAAUUCCAACAACAGGAUCAAGAUAAAGAGCGAAGGGAGGAAGAGAAAGAGGAGACUUUAGUUUCUGCAUUAAGAAUCAAGACUCCAUCAACAACGUCUCUCGGAGAAUUCACGGCUGACGGCGAGGGUGACGACACGUGUACAACUCCGACUUCUGUGGAUCAAAGAAUCCCGUUGAUCCUUUUGUGUCCACCUGCACCGAGGAAGCCCAAAUCGGCGAAAAGAAAAGCGGCGGAUUCUCGACGGAUUCGGCUCGAUUUUUCGAGCGAGGUCGAAGCGUUGUUUCCUCUAUCUGUUAUUGCUGACUUUGGUGGUAAGAUCAAGAAAGCCAGACAAAAUGACUAAUGGCCCGAAAUUGUGGAAUUAAAACUAUUAGUACUGGAUGUUAAGGAAGUUGUGUGGAUUGACAGGUUAGCGUUGUCCACGCGAAAUUCAUUCCUUUUAUGACGCGAUCGGUGGUGUUGUAUAAUAUUAACGUUGUUCUUAAUUAAUUUCUUGUUUAUCAAGUCCAGAUUUUUUUCUUA
Molecule: messenger RNA, 1015 nt
Organism: Rhododendron vialii
Lineage: Eukaryota; Viridiplantae; Streptophyta; Magnoliopsida; Ericales; Ericaceae
Product: cyclin-dependent protein kinase inhibitor SMR14-like
Exons: 1
Coding region: 225-836 (203 amino acids)
Biological process (GO): regulation of DNA endoreduplication
Source: RefSeq, a predicted model, not a curated record